Molecule: messenger RNA, 288 nt
Organism: Colletotrichum paranaense
Lineage: Eukaryota; Fungi; Ascomycota; Sordariomycetes; Glomerellales; Glomerellaceae
Exons: 1
Coding region: 1-288 (95 amino acids)
Source: RefSeq, a predicted model, not a curated record
AUGCCGCUUCCUCCUUUACUGAGCGGCUCGUGGGCGGCCCGUCAAAUCAUGGUGUUUCUUCGUUUUGGAUGGGUGUACCAUCUCUUGGACCGGCUUCCCCAUCUCUCGUCAAGAAACGCUAUCCCUGCCACGGCCUGGAUUGAAGCUGGGCCCACGGGUGUGAAGGAACCUCAAGAUCAGCGCAGACUGGAGUUACGGGUCACGGAAGGAACUUUCGUCCCGAAAGUCUACUUUCACGCCUGUGGUCUCAUGCGACAUGCAGCAAGGGCCGGGGAAACUCCCCGAUAG